GCCUUUGCUCAUAUAGAGUUCAGCUGUCCUGCAGUGAGCAUCUGUAUAUGAUGGGGAGUUUUCAGCCUUUAUAUUUUCAAAUUCUAUAUCUUCUAAUAUCAGCUUUAUUGGAAUGCAAAGUUCAGACAGCGAGACCCUGCAAGGUCCAUCGGUUGAACAUAAACUAUGUUCAGGGCGACAAUAUGACUAUUUCUUGCCUAACCACAACCCACCCGCUGGAGUCUCUGACAGUGAAACUACGCAGAACAAACCCGGUUCAACACAUCCUAAUGUAUUCAGACAACUCUCCAGCAUUAGAGCAUCAGAGAUGGUCAGUGAGAAAUGAUGCUGGAAAUGUUACACUUGAUCUGAAAGAUAUCAGUUUAUCUGAUCAAGGUCAUUAUGAAUGUGAAGUCUACAAAGAUUGGGACUGCUUUAAAGCUACUCAAUUUAACCUGAGUGUCAUAAAGUGUAAAACUUUGAACUCAGUUCAUGCAACGCCAGAUAUGUCAGUUUUGCUGCCAUGCUCUGAACAUCCACUGCAAAACAGAACUGAUCAAGCAAUUUGGAAAAUCGUUAUUGGUCACCAAUCAGUAGAGAUAAGCAAAUAUCGCCCUCCACACAAGCCCUCAAACAGCACAGAGAGAGUCCCGAGGCCUCUGUAUGAGAGAGCGAGAAUACUUGGGAAUGGAUCUCUGCUUAUAAGGGAUGCAGUAAACACUGAUGGAUCAUGGUAUCAGUGCAGAGUGAGUGAAAAAACCUGCUAUGAGGUGAAGCUGGUCAUGAAAGGUAAUGGGACAUCUCAUUCGACAACAAAAUUGGAAACACUUUCCACAACUUAUCACACAGCUUACAGUCGUGUUGUCCAGACUGAAGGCAACAUUGAUGCGAGUGCAGAAGUGACAACUAAUCUGAUAGCAGUAGUGAUGACCGCGAUAGUGUCUCUGUGUGUCCUCAUAUCACUGAUCAUCUGUGUGAUUCUUUAUUUCAAAAAAAGAAGGAUCAAUAUCAACAGCCAAACAACAUCAAAUUGCCGGUUCUCUGCAUAUUAUUCCCAAAUUGCAGAAGGAUUUGAUGUCCCAUUGUAUGCUUUAGUGGAACGAAGCACAGGAACCAUGACCACCUUUGCACAAGAAGAUCCAGCAUGUAUUGUAAACCAUGACAUGUAUGAAAUUUGAACAUUGUGAAAUUAAUAAUUGUAAGGCUUUUUAAUGUUUUUUGACAUGACCGUCUUUGAGUAAUUCCUAAUUUAGUAAUUAGUCGCUAAUUAUAAUAAAGGGGAAAAUCUGUCAUACAAACUA
This is a messenger RNA of Rhinichthys klamathensis goyatoka, 1280 nucleotides long. RefSeq lists its product as uncharacterized. Bases 48 to 1157 code for a protein of 369 amino acids. The transcript has 8 exons. The record is from RefSeq and is a predicted model, not a curated record. Lineage: Eukaryota; Metazoa; Chordata; Actinopteri; Cypriniformes; Leuciscidae.